Molecule: messenger RNA, 4611 nt
Organism: Diabrotica virgifera virgifera (western corn rootworm)
Lineage: Eukaryota; Metazoa; Arthropoda; Insecta; Coleoptera; Chrysomelidae
Gene: rdgC
Product: serine/threonine-protein phosphatase rdgC
Exons: 16
Coding region: 170-2569 (799 amino acids)
Cellular component (GO): nucleus; cytosol
Molecular function (GO): calcium ion binding; protein serine/threonine phosphatase activity; protein binding
Source: RefSeq, a predicted model, not a curated record
CGCGUUCCAUAUUUACCGCAUAAUUUCUAUUUGUUUAACUAUAAUUAUUUUGCUGAGACAACACGCAACACGGGACUUUAACUUUGUUUCGCAGAGGAUUGUUUGUAUUUGAAGUUUGUGUCGAUAUUUCGAAAGUGUGUCUUAUAAACUUAUCAACAUAUCAGUAAACAUGGGGGUGUUUAGUGUUUUUUGCAAUGUUCAGACAGUAAUGGAUUUUUUCUCGUCGAACUGCGCCUGUAUGAAGGGACGUAAACGACCCGUGAUCAACUAUGAAUACUCCGAUAGUGAUUCGAAAUCCGUGUCCGAUAUCGAACUGCGGGCUUCUAGUGAACCGCCGGAAACGAACAAAAAACCGAAGCAGAAAAACUGCUGGAAAAUAAAACGGUGCAUACCGAGGACCGUGCUGAGAUGGUUCGGCCAGGAUGAGGAUAUGAGUAUGACGAAAAUCGAGAAAACCAUUAAAGCUUCGCUGCUAAUCCAGAAAUGGUACAGAAGGUAUAUGGCUCGAUUGGAAGUCCGACGAAGAUACACUUGGACUAUAUUCCAAACGUUGGAAUACGCUGGAGAACAAGACCAAGUUAAAUUGUACAAUUUCUUCAACGCUUUGUUGACACACAUUCCCCAAACAGAACGAGAAGUAGAUCCGACAAACUCCAAAAAUGCUUCCUUAGAAAACUUAAAUCUAGAAUUCGACGACGAGUCGCCCGACGAAGAAUACUACGAACCGGAAGAAAAAAGAAAACUGUCCCACUACCAACUAGAAUAUCCCUACACGGAAAAAGCGCUGAUUCAGCUGAUAGAAAUUUUCAGGAAGCAUCGUCAUUAUCGAUUGCCCCCCAAAGACGUAGCGGAUAUUUUGAAACGGUCGAUAAUCUACCUGAAAAAACUACCCAACGUGAACGUAGCAUCGACAGGGAUAACGAAACAAUUGACGGUGUGUGGUGAUUUGCACGGAAAAUUCGACGACUUGUUAGUUAUAUUACAUAAGAAUGGUCUUCCUUCCGCCGACAAUCCAUACAUUUUUAAUGGCGAUUUUGUAGAUCGAGGAAAACGAGGCUUAGAAGUUUUUCUUAUCCUUCUUCUAUGUUUGCUGGCAAUCCCUGGGGCCGUAUAUCUCAACAGGGGAAACCACGAAGACAUAAUAAUGAACCAGAGGUACGGAUUCAUCAGAGAGGUGCAAUCCAAAUAUAAAAAAAACCACGAAAAGCUUCUAAGGCUAAUAGAAGGCGUGUACCGAUAUCUUCCACUUGGCACCAUAGUUAAUAAUAAAGUUCUGAUAGUUCACGGUGGUAUAUCAGAUAUCACUGACCUGGAUAUGAUCAAAGGACUGGACAGGGGUCGAUACGUAUCAUUAUUGAGACCUCCAUUGACUGACAGCUCAGCACCGGGUGCCGAAGUUAUCGACAAACUCGAGUGGAAACAGGUGUUCGACAUCCUGUGGUCCGAUCCCCAGGAAAACAGAGGAUGUAUCCCGAACAGUCUCAGAGGAGCUGGCACCUACUUCGGGCCGGAUGUUACGAAAAAGUUCCUGGCGGAAAAUAAGCUCCAGUAUAUCGUUAGAUCUCAUGAAUGCAAACCGGACGGGUAUGAGGUGUGCCACAAUAACUCCGUUAUUACGAUAUUCUCCGCAUCGAACUACUAUGAAGUAGGCUCGAACAACGGAGCUUAUCUGAAGCUGAUGGGUCCAGAGCUCGACACUCACUUCGUCCAAUAUAUGGCCAACGCUGGUAGACGAAAAUUAAACCUUUACCAAAGAAUGGGUUUGGUAGAAUCGGGAGCGUGCAAAGAAUUAAAGAUGCAGAUCAUGAAUAAUAGAAUGAGACUCGAAGAGGCUUUCGCUGAAGCUGAUCCUGAAAGUACUGGACUCAUAUCAAUAACUCAGUGGUGCGUUGCACUGGAAGAAAUUACUGGACUUCAGUUACCCUGGAGGAUGCUCAAAGACAAACUAGUUGCAGUAGAUGCUGACACGAAUAAAGUGAAAUAUCAAACGACGUUCGACGUCAAGAAUGAAAAACUUAACUCUGUACAAGGUGCUCAUUCUGUGGUAGAAACUUUAUACAGAAAUAAAAGUAGUUUAGAAGCCAUAUUCCACAUUAUCGAUAAGGACAAAUCAGGUUACAUCACCCUAGACGAAUUCUCGGACGCCUGCAACCUGAUCAAGAGAUUCAUGCCUUGUCCGAUGACUCAGGAGCAGCUGCAGGAAAUCUGCAAGCUGAUGGAUCUUAACAAAGACGGCCAAGUGGAUCUCAACGAAUUCUUAGAAUCUUUCAGGAUGGUCGAUCCGCAGUCGAGACAAAAAUAUACCACCGAAUCGCCAGAGGCUAACCACGAAACUCCAAAGAACGAUGCCAAAGUUAAAGUAGUAGAAAAUGCUGUAAACCAAAAAGUAAAUGGUACAGCGAAACCCAACGAAGAUACAAAUAAUGACAUUAGAGUACAAGUCGACAUCCACCCGAAGCUAGAAAUCAACGGCGGCGGCGGCGACCGCCAGGAGUCACUCACCGUCGUUCAAAAAACCAACGUCCAGAUGUCGCCAGUGUUGAGCAGUCGCAGGGGUUCACAAAUAUAGUUCGUCUUUCAUAUCUUUAAAUAAAUAUGGGAUCAAUACAACCCCUACGAGGAGCUCGUUAAAUAAUUAUUAUCAUAGCAUUUAAAGAUGAUGUACUUAUUCUUUUGAAUAUGAAUGUAUCAUGGUUGUCAAUUUUCUUAUACGCUUAUUAAGAUAUUUAUAUCGAAUCCAUGUGAAACGUACUAGGCUACAGAAUACCUAAAAUGUCUUAACAUUUUAUGCUCCUUGAGAUACAAGCAAAACAAUAGAUGAAUGACAUCGCAUAUUGUAUACAUAUACAGAGUGAUGAGUUUUAAGUAUGGAACUGUUCAGUUAUCUCGAAAACUGCUUGAAAAUUUUUAUACAUUGUAAAGUGAAAGGGUCUUGUAAUGCGGCCAAUAUUAAGGUGAUAUUUAGAUUGUUGUCAGAUCUUCCGUUUUCUGGAGAUCUAAUGAAAUCAUCUUAUAUAUUUUUUGCCUUUUGAAGUCCUUAAGAAAUACUUACUUAUUAUUUUUCAUAUAAUGUUCCUUAUUAUUGCAUUUAUAUUAUCUUCGCCGAAGUUAAAAUAAUACAUUUAGAUGCAUAUAUACUCGUUUAAUUACUCGUAAAGGGUUAAGGUACACGGGAACAAAUCCUGAACCUGAGAAAACUCAUUGAAAGUCUUGAGAAUUUCAAAUACCUAUGCUACAUAUGCUUCGUUGACAACCAAAAGGCAUUUGAUUGUUUAAGCUAGAUAAAUGUGUGCUCCGUUUUAAUAGAAAUUGGCACACCAAUGCACCUGGCGACAUUUAUUAAUAAUCUGUACCUGUCCAAUAUAGCAACAGUACGACUAGAUCAGAAGUUCUCAAACUAAUUCAAGACCGAGCGAGAGAGGUGUUAGACAAGAAUGCGUGUUGUCACCUGACUUAUUCAACCUUUAUGGUGAACAUGUCAUGAGGAUAGCUUUAGAAGGAUGGGCCGGUGGAGUAACAGUAGCUGGAAGAAAAUCUCCAAUUUAAGAUUUGCUGAUGACACUUCACUUAUAGCAGCAAAUAAGCAAAAAAUCUUUGAUCUCCUGCGAAAAGAGUACAAAAACAAUAAAGUUGGUCUAAACAUCAACAAACCUAAGAAAAAAUAUUGGUGGUCGACAGAUUCCACACUAUUCAACUAAAAUGUUACAGGAAUAUCAGAUAGUAAACAGCUUUGUCUCUCUCAGGUCUAGUAUAACUAACGAUGGUAACUGUGAAGCUGAAGUUCUGAGAUGUAUAAGUAUGGCAAAAAAUGAGAUGAGUCGCCUAACUAAAGUUUGGAAAGACAGAUCUAUCUCUCAAAAUAUUAAGAUGACACUGGUGAAUGCCCUGUUAUUCUCAAUAUUUCUAUUCGGGGCAGAGACUUAGACUCUUCGAGCACGCGGGCGCCAAAAAAUUGAUGCUUAAAAUAUUUGGUGCUGGAUAAGAAUGCUGCGCAUACUUUGGACAGCUCAUACGACAACCGUUUCCAUUCUAAACCAACUCUAGAUUGGAAAAACGGAAGAUCUGACGACAUUGUAAAUACCACCAUAAUAUCGGCCGCAUCACAAGACCCUUAUAAAACAAAACCUAUAAAAAUCCUGUCAUCCAUUUCCGAGAUCAUUUAGGCGCGUUCCAAACUAACUCUGUAUAACAUGUUGAUAGUUUUGAAACUAUUUUCUUAUGGCAUUUCUAUUAUAUCUAUUUUAUUUCCAAAUAGAGAAUUUUUAAUUAAAAUUGUGGUUAAUUACAAUAAAAUACAGUAGACAAUUUACAGUUUGAAUUUAUUAAUAACUUUUGACCAAUGUUUGUAAUAAUUAUGUCAUUUCUAGCAAAAAUGAAAGAUGUUUUAGGUAAAGGGAUGUCUGGAAUCAACUGUUAAAGAGAUUUUGAAAAUAAAAAUGAUUGGUUCAUUCAAUAUCGGCUUAAAACUAAGAUAUAUACUUAUAUUAUAUAAAAUAUCUAUUGCGUAGGAUUGUAGAAUCUUUAAAUACAAAUUAUAUGUGCGUACAAGGUCUACGGAAUUAUGUAAACUUUGUAGAUUUAGCUAUUUAUAACCUUUUAAUCGCAGAAUGA